AUGGCUGUCAAACCGAUCACCGGCAUGCUCCGACGACAGGUCGUGCUCGACCUCUCUGUCGCUAUGGGUCUUGGCCUCACUGCCGGCUACGGCUGGUGGUACGGCUACCACGUCCCUGCCGUCCGUCACCGCGACGCCUUCUACCAGAAGCUCGAAGACGAGCGCGCAUCAUCUCUCGGCCAGAAAUAA
Molecule: messenger RNA, 189 nt
Organism: Alternaria viburni
Lineage: Eukaryota; Fungi; Ascomycota; Dothideomycetes; Pleosporales; Pleosporaceae
Exons: 4
Coding region: 1-189 (62 amino acids)
Biological process (GO): mitochondrial electron transport, cytochrome c to oxygen
Source: RefSeq, a predicted model, not a curated record